CACACCUCAUCAUCAAAGGAAACUGGUGAAGAAUCUUAAAGAAGACCUGAAAAAUUCACAAGUAGAGAAAAUUGAACAUCGUUUUUAUGCACAGUUUCCUGAUGUAAAAGAUCAUAGAAACCAUCUGAAAGGAGAGGCAUCCAGUAUCCUCCAACCAAUGGACAAACGACUGUCGGAUUACAUCAAGAAAGUUGUCACUGAACAUGGGGUGACUAGUACUCUAAAAAUGAAAUUGCUUUUAGAGGUUUUUCUAAGACAGUCAAUUUUUGUCAAUACUUCUCUUCCACCGAAACAUAACAAAAGAUUCUGGCCAUCACUGAAAGACAUCUAUAAUCACGUGGCAGCACAGUUUUUGAAACUGAGAGAUAGCUGUGUUGACCAGAAAUUGGUAGUUGAAAUGGUGGAAGAGCAACGAUCAUUGCAUAAAGGUGAAAGGUUCUACAUCAGAAUAAAAAAGGACCAGGAACCAGGUAAAUUUACCGAUGAAAAUUUUGGAAUGACAAAGACUGAACAGUCCAUGAAACUGGUUAACAUUUUGUGGGAAUGGCCAAGGAUGGAUCUUCCAAUAAACAAGGGAACAGGAAACAUACAAGGCUACAAUAUAGCAACUCUGUUUGCAAAAGACAUCAAAACAAAGCUGAAGGAAAUAUUGGAAUUAGAAGAGGGUGAUAAGAGGUGUUAUGAACCACACUGGAGACAUCUGCAAUGGAUUGACAGGAAUGACUUGACUGACCAUAAUGUGAUGAAUAACUCUGUGAAAGGAAUGGAAGAAAGAAAUAAACUUUUUCAUGAAGAGAGAUGGGCUGAAAUGAGUGCUCUUGUUUUAGAAGAAUUUGGCUUGUUUAAACCAAAAACAAUCAUUGGUCUCUUUAGUCCUCCAGGAUAUUACCUUAGUUUGAAAAACUGCAAUAAUGGAAAGCUUAUGGCAACACUGGAAGAUGAGACAGGACAGAGAUUGAAUGAAGGAGUUAGAUACUUUAAGGAUGUAUUGCUUGUAGAAGCAAGAAUCAUCAUCGCUUCUGUUGUCAAGAACAUAACAUAUAGGGAAGCUGAAGAACUUCUCUAUCCAUUGAAAUAA
Messenger RNA from Saccostrea echinata, 1078 nucleotides. RefSeq lists its product as uncharacterized. The transcript has 9 exons. Gene Ontology annotation, molecular function: DNA-binding transcription factor activity. Bases 158 to 1078 code for a protein of 306 amino acids. Lineage: Eukaryota; Metazoa; Mollusca; Bivalvia; Ostreida; Ostreidae. The record is from RefSeq and is a predicted model, not a curated record.